UCUAUAGAAGGCAUUUACAAGACAGAAGAUCGGCAACGUUUAUCUCCUAUCUUUCUCCACUGCCUUAAUAAUGUGGAACUCACUAUGAUUCAAGAAACACAGUAAAUUGCAUAUCUUUUUGGAGCUCCUUGUGUAUCUUUCUGGAUGCAACACGUUGCAUUUGAGAAGAUACAUAAGUGGAAUGUCAUCAGCCCUUCCUCCAGCGACAACAAGAUGCGCUACAUGUUCGAGACCAUGCAGGCAUGCAGCACCAAACUGGGCGAGCACCUGUCCUCUCUGGUUCCGCGGGGUGCUGAAGGAAAGACCUUGAAAAUAAAAGAGAUAACAAACAAUUACGGGCUGAAUGUGAUUGUCUCCACGGCAGUUGGCAUAGAUCACAACUCUUUCGAAAAAGAGAACCCACUUGCUGAUGCUGCACUCAAGGUCACUGACCCCGACGACUUGAUGCAGGGUCUACGGUUUAUUCUCUCGUUUGUGAGUCCAAAAAUCGCCAAAUUCUUCAACAUGCGGUUCACGCCGAAGGGCGUCUCAGACUUCUACAUCGAUAUGGUGGACAAAAUUGUCAACUAUCGAAAAUCACAUAAUGUGGUGAGGAAGGAUUUCAUGCAGGUUCUUCUCAAUUUGAACGAGGAGAUUGAAAAAAGCAAAGAGUCGGACGGCAGAGCGUUGAGUUUGGAUGAAAUGGCGUCGCAAACUUUCCUGUUCAUUCUCGCUGGACAUGAGACUACUUCUGCAUCUUUGUGUUUCCUGCUUUACGAGUUGGCUGUUAAUCAAGAGAUGCAGCAAAAACUGUAUGAUGAGAUCAAAGCUGUGGAUGGAGACAUAACCUAUGAAACUAUUAAAGAACUGGAGUACAUGGACAUGAUAUUCAACGAAAUGUUGAGGAAUAUCCCGCUGCGCCAGUACUGAUUCGGCUAUGUGUGAAAGACUUCAUUCUUCCCAAGGUUUUCUA
Nilaparvata lugens (brown planthopper) is the source of this 952-nucleotide messenger RNA. RefSeq names its product probable cytochrome P450 6d4. Lineage: Eukaryota; Metazoa; Arthropoda; Insecta; Hemiptera; Delphacidae. Gene Ontology annotation, molecular function: iron ion binding; heme binding; oxidoreductase activity, acting on paired donors, with incorporation or reduction of molecular oxygen. The record is from RefSeq and is a predicted model, not a curated record.